UCUGGAACACUGAUGAUCUUCGUUGCAGAGUUUUUUUUUGUUUCCGUCUUAAAAAAGUAAAAAUCGAGCGAAAUUGAACAUUGAAUAGAUUUUCCCGAUUUUAAUCAAUCGAACGUUUACGCAAUGUUUUUACGCCGUUCCGGUAGCCUCGCGCAGUUAUUGCGACCGGCAGUGACGGUUUCACACUUAUCGACCGCAGCCACCACCGUCCCGGAUUUAAAUCAAAGCAAGCUGGAAGAAUUUCGUACCGUCGAAAGCGAUCCAACUAAUCACAACAAAUCGCACCUGGGACGGUUCUAUACGAUCCCGUUGGAUGUUAGAAAGCAGAUCUACUUGCACGGUGGCUUUCCGAAGACCUUCGAGCGGCAGGUCAAAACUUUCACCGAAAGUUGCCUAAUGGUUCGUCAGCCAGCCAUUGAAAUCAUCGACUGCCUGCGGCGUACCGAUUUCCAACGGCCGGUGAAUCGAUUCGUGCUGUACGGCAAAGAUGGUUCUGGCAAAUCGCUAGUUUUGGCACACUUGCUGCACUACGGAUUUAAUCAGCAGUUCGUGUUGGUACACGUUCCGUGGGUACCGAACUGGAUGAAACGAGCCAAAGAAACGGCCAACUCCAGCAGUCAUGAGGGUCAGCUGGAUUUGCCUCUGGAUGGGGCAGCUUGGUUGAGUCACUUUAAACAUCAGAACCUCAAGUUGCUGACAAAGCUGGACUUGAAAGUAAGUCGGGAUUAUGUUUGGAGCAUACGAGAGACGACACCCGCCGGUGCGCCGUUGCUGGAGCUUGUUGAUCACGGUAUCAAUCGGGUGAAAUUUUCCUGUGAUGCGAUAGCGGCAAUCCUGCAAGAGUUACGGCAGCAAUCGACCGAAGGGAAACUGAAGACCAUGGUUGUUAUCGAUGGGUUCAAUGCCUUCUUCCAUCCGCACACUCGGAUUCUGGCCGAGAAUAAGGUUCGUGUGACACCGGAUAAGCUAACGCUCACGAAGCCCUUCUUGGACCUCACCGAAGCUAGCUGGUGCAACGGAGUUUGCAUCCUGGCCGUUGAUCGAAUGGCCCUGACGGAAGACCGCAUGGAAUCGGAACUGCCGAUGUAUCUGUUGCGGCGCGAGGGUUUCGAGCAUCUGGAUCCGUUCGUUCCGGUUCGGGUGGACGACUACACGGAGGAGGAGUUUUACAGCUGCAUGCAGUACUAUCUGAACCGCAGGUGGGUUCAGAUUACCGAAGCUGGUUACGAUAAGGAGCUGGAAUUCCUUAGCGGUAGAAAUCCGUUCAAGUUGAUGCAGUUGUGCGCUAGUCUGUAGGCGGGAAAAAGGUCCGUUGGUUGGUAAUAAACAGGUUUGCGUUUAGCUAAAAGGUCUAACG
Messenger RNA from Sabethes cyaneus, 1357 nucleotides. RefSeq names its product 28S ribosomal protein S29, mitochondrial (gene mRpS29). The record is from RefSeq and is a predicted model, not a curated record. The coding region runs from base 124 to 1296 and encodes 390 amino acids. The transcript has 2 exons. NCBI's taxonomy places the organism in Eukaryota, Metazoa, Arthropoda, Insecta, Diptera, Culicidae. Gene Ontology annotation, molecular function: structural constituent of ribosome. Gene Ontology annotation, cellular component: mitochondrial ribosome; mitochondrial small ribosomal subunit. Gene Ontology annotation, biological process: apoptotic process.